AUGAGUAACCAUGGUCGAGUGACCAGUUUGAGCCAGUUGAACGCUGUUAUUUUCAAGGAUAAGGCCGACGCCAGUGUGGGUCGUCGUGCCGUGUCGCUUUUCCCUGGUUUGGGAUAUGCUGCCUGUUACAAGAUUCUGCAAAGAGUUUAUAAGUACGGAGGUCAGCCCGUUGCCAAUGAGUUUUUGGGUGCUAACUACAAACAACAAUUCGAGAAUGCGUUUGGCCCUAAGACUGGUAAGGCUAUUAUGUCAGCCACUGCUGGUAGUUUGAUCGGUAUUGGAGAGAUUGUUCUAUUGCCUUUGGACGUUUUGAAGAUCAAACGUCAGACUAACCCCGAGUCGUUCCGUGGUAGAGGUUUCCUCAAGGUGAUUGCUGACGAAGGAUUCGGGUUGUACCGUGGCUGGGGCUGGACCGCCGCCCGUAAUGCCCCUGGAUCGUUUGCUCUUUUCGGAGGUUCUGCAUUUGCUAAGGAGUUUAUUUUCAAGCUGCAAGAUUACUCUUCUGCCACCUGGACCCAGAACUUUGUUGCCUCUAUCUUCGGUGCUUCGGCCAGUUUGAUUGUCUCAGCUCCUUUGGACGUCAUCAAGACCCGUAUUCAGAACAGAAACUUCGAUAACCCAGAGUCCGGUUUCAACAUUCUCAAGAACAUGGCCAAGAACGAGGGUUUCUCGGCCUUUUUCAAGGGUCUUGUUCCUAAGUUGCUCACCACUGGUCCCAAGCUCGUGUUCUCGUUCGCUCUUGCUCAAACCCUCAUCCCUGCCUUUGACAAGAUCCUCUCACCCCCCAAGCUCUAA
Molecule: messenger RNA, 795 nt
Organism: Sugiyamaella lignohabitans
Lineage: Eukaryota; Fungi; Ascomycota; Dipodascomycetes; Dipodascales; Trichomonascaceae
Gene: GGC1
Product: Ggc1p
Exons: 1
Coding region: 1-795 (264 amino acids)
Cellular component (GO): mitochondrion
Molecular function (GO): guanine nucleotide transmembrane transporter activity
Source: RefSeq, a predicted model, not a curated record